This is a messenger RNA of Trematomus bernacchii (emerald rockcod), 6459 nucleotides long. RefSeq names its product kinesin family member 5A, a (gene kif5aa). The transcript is spliced from 29 exons. Gene Ontology annotation, biological process: microtubule-based movement. Lineage: Eukaryota; Metazoa; Chordata; Actinopteri; Perciformes; Nototheniidae. Bases 428 to 3571 code for a protein of 1047 amino acids. The record is from RefSeq and is a predicted model, not a curated record. Gene Ontology annotation, molecular function: microtubule motor activity; microtubule binding; ATP binding.
UCACUGCCCUUCCAGCAGCAUCUCACCUUCAACCGGCCUCACGCGCAGCCACCACCGCACCGCGGAGGAAAACAAGAAACACGACAGAGACGGACAGUGGACAAGAAACCACCAAGAUAAAGCCACUCGGUCAUGAUAAUUAUGUAGGGGGUCGUUUUGCGGUUUGACAUCUAAUUUCGCUGCCCGCCUCUGCGACACCGAGCCAUCGUCCAGCUGCGCACCAAGAAAACGCAUCCUCUGUCAGCUCGUCCGGAUAAAACCAGCCAACACCUCACAGUCCUCUCGACGCAGCAGGACGAAGUGACUGCGCUUCUCUCCUCGGUUAUUUUGACGGUCAGAAAGGCCCGAGCAGCGACGGGUCGCCCGCAGCCUCAGCAGCCUCUCCUCCGCUCAGCAGCAGCAUCCUCCUCCUCCCUGAAUCUACGCAAUGGCCGAUAUCCCGGCGGAGUGCAACAUAAAAGUGCUGUGUCGCUUUCGUCCUCUCAACCAGUCUGAGAUUGUACGAGGGGACCAGUUUAUCCCCAAAUUCUUAGCAGACGACAGUGUCACCGUCGGGGGGAAGUCCUAUGUGUUUGACCGAGUGUUUCCAACCAACACCACCCAGGAGCAGGUCUACAACACCUGCGCCAAGCAGAUUGUCAAGGAUGUUCUGGGUGGAUACAAUGGAACUAUUUUCGCAUAUGGACAGACCGCCUCCGGGAAGACCCACACCAUGGAGGGCAAGCUGCACGACCCUCACCAGAUGGGUAUCAUUCCUCGCAUCGCCGAUGACAUUUUCAACCACAUCUUCGCCAUGGAUGAAAACCUGGAAUUCCACAUCAAGGUUUCAUACUUUGAGAUCUACAUGGACAAAAUCCGUGACCUUCUGGAUGUGACGAAGACCAACCUGUCUGUCCAUGAGGAUAAGAACAGGGUGCCAUUUGUCAAGGGAUGCACUGAGCGUUUUGUCUCCAGCCCUGAUGAGGUGAUGGAUGUGAUCGACCAAGGCAAAGCUGCCCGCCAUGUUGCUGUGACCAACAUGAACGAGCACAGCUCUCGCAGCCACAGCAUCUUCCUGAUCAACAUCAAGCAGGAGCAUGUGGAGACUGAGCAGAAACUGUGUGGAAAACUCUACCUGGUGGAUCUGGCUGGAAGUGAGAAGGUCAGUAAGACCGGCGCUGCAGGAGCCGUCCUGGACGAGGCUAAAAACAUCAACAAGUCUCUCUCUGCUCUGGGAAAUGUCAUCUCUGCUUUGGCUGAGGGCACGAAAACUCACGUGCCGUACCGUGACAGCAAGAUGACCCGCAUCCUGCAGGACUCCCUGGGUGGGAACUGUCGCACCACCAUGUUCAUCUGCUGCUCCCCCUCCAGCUACAACGACGCCGAGACCAAGUCCACUCUGAUGUUUGGACAACGUGCCAAGACCAUCAGGAACACCGCCUCCAUCAACCUGGAGCUGACGGCGGAGCAGUGGAAGAAGAAGUUCGAGAAGGAGAAGGAGAAGAACAAGACUCUGAAGGAAACCGUCCUGAGGCUGGAGACUGAGCUCAACCGCUGGAGAAACGGAGAGGAAGUACCUGAGACGGAGCAGACCACGGCAGACGUGGUGACCCGUUUCGAGACCAUCGAGGAGCGUCCCGUUUUAGACAACGACACCUCCUCCAUUGUGGUCCGUAUUUCUGAGGAGGAGCGGCAGAAAUACGAGGAGGAGAUCCGCAAGCUCUACAAGCAGCUGGAUGACAAGGAUGAUGACAUCAACCUGCAGUGCCAGUUUGUGGAGAAACUGAAGCAGCAGAUGAUGGACCAGGAUGAGCUCCUGGCAUCCUCUAAAGGCGACGGGGACAAGGUCCAGGCUGAACUCGGCAGGCUGCAGGUGGAGAGCGACUGCGCCAAGGCGGAGGUGAAGGAGGUACUGCAGGCUCUGGAGGAGCUGGCCAUCAACUACGACCACAAGAGCCAGGAGGUGGAGGAGAAAGGCCGGCAGAACCAGCAGCUGGCCGACCAACUGUCCCAGAAAAUGGCCAGUCUGAUGGAGCUGGAGGCAGAGCUGUCUCGUAUGCAGGAGGUGAGCGGGCAGCAGAGGAAGCGCAUCGCUGACGUCCUCAAUGGUCUGAUGAGGGACCUCAGCGAGUUCAGCAACAUCGUGGGCAACGGGGAGAUCAAGCUGCCGGUGGAGAUUAGCGGUGCGAUCGAGGAGGAGUUCACGGUGGCUCGCCUCUACAUCAGCAAGAUCAAGUCGGAGGUGAAGAGCAUGGUGAAGCGCUGCCGCCAGCUGGAGAACAUGCAGCUGGAGUGCCACCGCAAGAUGGAGGAGACCGGGAGGGAGCUCUCCUCCUGCCAGCUCCUCAUCUCUCAGCAUGAGGCUAAGAUCCGCUCUCUGACGGAGUACAUGCAGAGCGUGGAGCAGAAGAAGAGGCUGCUGGAGGAGAGCCACGACUCCCUGAGCGAGGAGCUGGCCAAGCUGCAAGACCAGGAUAACUCCAUGCUUGAGGAAAAGGAAGCAGAGAAGGGUGAGAUUGAGGAUGGAAAUGUGAAGAAGGUUCCUCGUCAGCAGAGCGAGUCUCACCGCGGCCUCCACCACAAGCAGCUGGCCCGCCUGCGGGAUGAGAUCAACGAGAAGCAGAGGAUCAUCGACGAGCUUACCGACCGCAACUCCAAGCUGGAGCUGGAGCUGGCUCAGGUGCGCGCUGACUUUGAACGCCUCAAGUGUCAGGACAACACCAAGAGCGAGCGCCUGGAGGAGCUCUCAUUCCUGCAUGAGCGUCAUGAGCAGACCAAACAGGACUUAAAAGGUCUGGAGGAGACCGUCGCCCGCGAGCUCCAGACCCUCCACAACCUCCGAAAGCUGUUUGUUCAAGACCUCACGUCGAGGGUUAAAAGAAGUUCCGAAAUGGAGCCUGAUGAUAGUGGGGGGUCUUGCACCCAGAAGCAGAAGAUUUCCUUUCUUGAAAAUAACCUGGACCAACUUACAAAGGUUCACAAACAGCUGGUACGUGACAAUGCAGAUCUGCGCUGUGAGCUUCCAAAGCUGGAGAAACGGCUUCGGUCUACUGCUGAGAGAGUUAAGGCCCUGGAGACUGCACUGAGGGACGCCAAGGAGGGCGCCAUGAUGGACCGCCGCCGCUACCAGCAGGAGGUCGACCGCAUCAAGGACGCCAUGAGGGCCAAGAGCGCUCAGAGGCGCCCCCAUGCAGCACAGAUCGCCAAGCCAGUGAGGCCGAAGCAGCUGCCCGUCUGCUCUCCCACCAACCCCUUCUACACUUACAUCCGGGCCACUGAGCACGGCAACACCUACAGCAACGCUCUCUUCCAGGGCAACGUGACACAGCCGGGCACCGCCAGCGUCAACUGCAACCCCAACUCUGUCCAGAGCAACACAGUUUCCACAGCGCUGGGCUACAGAGCAGGCAAAUUCAAUGGAGACACACUGGAGUCCUUCCCACUCAACAUCGACAAUGUUGUUAUUCCAACAGGUAACACCAACAGUGAAACGAGAGACAUCAAUGACAACAGAAGUGAUGUUCACUGUGGCAGCGAGGUGGAUGAAUCAAACAGACACUUUAUCAUUCAGCAGGAGACCGCUGCAAGUUAAUACCAUGAUGUUGACCAAACACUGUACCUAUAAAGGACCCUCCCUUUACAUCUGCAUGCAGCCUGUCUCCCCGUCCCUCUACUGCAUAACUGAUGAAGAUGAUGAUGAAGACCUUUAACCCUGUAGUCUUCAAACUAGAUGAAGCCCCUCCCAUGGUGACCACGCUCACCCUCAGGUGUGCAGUUCAGUCCUCUCCAGUUCACUCAGUGCAGGAAGUAAAUCAAAUCAGAAUUUCUUUUUGAAUACAGAACAUUCAAUCAACUCAUCCGACUCGAUGCCAAUCAUUUUGUGAGGCGAUAUCAGCGAUGCUUGUUACCUCCUGAGGUGGUUGAACUGAAACAGGGCUGACUCCAUCCCUGAUGCACACAUGUUGUAAAUAAUAGUGCUGUAUACUCCAGUAGAGGUUUUUGACCAGCAACUGUUUGUGUGAAUGCACAGCCUCCACCUUCCCCUGCACACACCUCCUUAAGGGCAUCAUGCGGAUGACAUACUGUAGGCAGACGUGACCUUUUUCUCCGUCGUAAAUAAGAGUAUAGUGUGUACCGCCAGCUUGUAACAGAAGACCCACUCUCUGCAUGCAUGUCGCUUAGCGGGUUAGCUUUCAAAAUCUUUGCAUGUGUCCUGAUCCCAGUCAGGAGCCGGUAUGCUGCGAGUGUCUGAUCGACUUCGACAGAUGUCACAGAAAGAGAGGAAAAGAGAGUGCUGGUAUCCCUUAAUCCUGAUCAUGGUCUGUUUAGAUUUUUUCUAUUUUAACGUAUAACUUGGCUGUUGUGUUAAUGCGGCAGGAGAUCAACAAAAUACACAUCUAUGUCUAGUUUAAGUUUUAAAAAAGAGGGCAUCAGGUGCAACAUGCAUCAGGGAAGCCCAGUCCUGAUUUACAGUCUUACUUUUCUUUUGUGAUGUUGCAGCUGUUUGUCGCUGUUAUACAUUUCAGGUAACGCUGCCCACACCUUACCGUGGAUCCCUUCUCCACUCCAUGUGAGUCUUCAUACCGGGCUUUAACAACUUCUCAUAAUCACACUAACACGCUGCCAUGUGCAUAGAUCUGUAAUUACUACCUCUAGAGCUUCUCAUUAUAUGAUUAUUACACUAACAUCCUUUCAGAAGCUCUAUAACAGCUGAUCUUAAUUUCUGUAGAAAGUUUAGAACUUCAAUAGCUGUGAGUAGAUUUAAAAGCUCUCUUCAGGGCAUUAGUAAUAUUCUCCUGGAGUUUAUUCAUACACAGCUUCCUCUUCUAUCAUAUAACAAACAGGAGAAGAGCUGGACAAUUGCUCGCAAAAUGUUUGAGUGCAGGAGUUAUUCCGUAUCAGGGCAGGUCAUGUUGACACUCAAAGAUGUUCCUUAACUUUCUGGUGUUUGAUGCAUUUUCCUAUUUGGUACCUUUUAAAGGUGGGGUAUGCAAUUUAUUUCAGAAACACUUUUUGUUAUAUUCCAUGGAAUGCUCUUAACAUCCCGAUAGCAAUGAAUAUAUUAAAUGCUUUGACAAUAAAUACAUAACAACAUUUCAUCUGUGGAAGCCGUAGUACUGUAAAAAGCACGACCAAUCAUUUUAGCCGGCCCGGCUAAAAUAACUGGAUGGCCUACCUGCCUGUCAGCCUUCCAUCUGUGCACAAACUUAUCUCGUGCCCUCAUUGGUCAUGUGCGCGUUCGUGUGUGUUGGAGGAGGGGCUCUGUAAGGAAGUGGUAGAUUUUCUCCGGCUGUGUAUUUUCAAAUUCUAGCGAUCUCGAGCCGGUUUCUCCAAAAUUACCUACCCUACCUUUAAGGCUGAAAUGCUAUUGUAAACUAUUGACUGUGUUAUCUCAAUUUGUAGUAACAUCUAAAACCCCUUUAAUAUGACUAUAUGGAAAGUAUUCAGUGAUUCAGUGCUUUUUGAUCAGAGCAAUGGAAAGAUAGGGAGUUUCUGCAGACACGUCCCCAGCUGAGCAGCCACCAGUCUUGGAUGAAUGGCCGUUUGGACAGAAGCUUAUUGUUUGAGCCUGUUGUCAAGUCAUGCUGUUAUUCUUCUGUAAACAAUCCUGACCAGCCAAUCAGGAUAGAAGAAAGCAGUGUGGGUGACAAGGAUAGGUUUGUGUUUGGAUUGAGCUGAGUCACUGAAUUGAAGGACAGAUUAAACCAGAAGUGUGUAAAGAAAACAUAACAAGCUUUUGCUCAUGAAAAUCUUUUAUAUUGAAGAUAUUUCUUUUUGUAAAGUUUGCUUUGACUAUGUGUAAAUGAUCCCAAAUAUGACCUGAGCAAUUUGGGUGGAGGUCGUCUGAUCCUCAUUCAUGACAGCGCCGCUCUAUCUCAUGCUCUUACUGGCAUUAACAACAUCUCAGGGCUUCGCAUUCAUAGCAAUCAUCCUCAACCAUCAUCCUAACCCUUACAACCAUGUGAGUGCUGAUGACCAAUCAGGUCGCAGUGUGUUGUUCGAGGCUUAACAGAUAAUACAUCUUCAGAAAAAAACACCUAAUUUCACACAUAGUGUAAAACAUCCUAGCACAUGACGUCCAAAAUAAAGAAGAUAACUCUGGUCAGACCCUACUGUACGUGUCCACACAGACCCUCUAUUCGAUCUGUUUUAAGUAUAAUAAAUACAUCUGAAGGAGCGGGGAAUGUGUACUAUAUUGUCACCCACUGUCUGAUUUCAACAUAUCUAAAAUACAUGUGCUAUAUAUUGUUAAUCUUGUAAGUAAAAUAGCGUGCCAUGACAUAGUAUAAAGCUAAAGAUAUGUACACGCUUACUUUGUUCAGAGAUAUGUUUGUUUUAUUUAUUUCUGUAUGCCUAUACUGUAGCGUCAACAUGAUUAUGUGAAGAAUCACAGUUCUGUAUAUAUAGUCUCAUCACUAUGCUGUAUUGUCUGUGAACCAUUGUGUUGUAGUAAAACGUUCAAUAAACUUGUAGAAAGGA